CAACACAGCGGGUUGGUUGGGUUGCCCUGCGCAGCCGCACUUCUGUCGACUGUUAGUUAGCGCACUUCCAUGCUUCCCGUAUUCUUUGAUUUGAACCCCCUCCAUAACGAUCCUCGACGAUAUCCAAUAUCCGACGGCCAAUUUUUAACCAUUUUUUCGACCCCGACGGCAUCGAACACACCGAUACCGCUCUGGAGCAUGGCCUUGUGAACAGGGCUGGGCGUCGCAAACCGCCGAAUCCGGUGCACCGAGCCAAGAUGUGAUACAUCGACUCCUUCCUCUGACAUCAAGACCCAUGCAACCCACAAGACCCACGCCGAGGGCUCCAGGGAGCUUCUCGCCCCUGCCUGCGAGCAACCCGGCAAGUACGACAGAUCUCUCGCGCACGCGACAGAACCGGCAGGACUCGCUGUCAAGCGAAGAACGGGCGCCAUUGAAUGUCCACAAGACUCGAGGACAGACUGCGCCAGCCCCGACACCCAUCUACGCCAGCUUCACCAGCGGCUCCAACAAUAGCAGCACCACCAAUUUGCAGAACUUCUCGCGCCCGACUGUGUCAACCGCCGUCUCCGCCGCCCGCUCCGUCGCGGGGCCGCAGUCACCCAGCGACGGUGUUCCGCGCAACGGACCUUCGCCUCUCACGCUCCCGCCAGCUACUUCCUCGCCCGUCACACCCACCUUCUCCAGUCGAGGCGUCAGCCACUCGCGCAAGCACUCGCAGAACGCCGGUCUGUUCGAACCCACCCUGCCCUCGACAAGCACCUCCAACCUCUCACAUAUCGGUCUUUCGAACCACUCCCCGAAACGCGUGCCUCCGGCGCACCGAGAGAUGUCAGCCAGCCAGAUUGCUGCUCAGGCCGCCGUUAUGCAGCACCAAAAUCAGCAGCAGCAGCAGCAGGCGCAACAGGCGCAACAAGCACAACAGGCACAACAAGCACAGCAGCAGGCACAACAUGCACGACAACGUUCACAAACAGCGCCAGCGCCUGCCGGGGAUGAUCCACCGCCAGCCAAACGAGCGAGCGGCGGUUCAUUUACCAUGAACCCCCCAAUGCUGAGCCUCACCGAGGCGAGCGUGCCUCGUGAUAAUGCCUUCGGUGGCCAGACCUACCACAAUGGCCUUGCUGGCAACCAUACUCUCGCGGCUACAGCUGCCGCCAACCUGGUCUUCCCGAGAUCCACUCAGGCAUCUCCCGGGAUACCCUCGCAAUCAUUUACGCCUCAACCUCCACCUCCGCCUCCGGCCUCCGAGAAGCCUCAAAAGCCGGAGAAGUCGAAGGUGAAACUCUUCUCGCGGCAAGUAAAAAUCGGAAGCAAAAGUGAUAGCAAGGACAAGCCGCUUCCUAGUCCGGGGAAGGUUGGACACGCAUUCGCAAAUCUACAACGUGGCAACUUUAGCACUACCAGCUUGGAGUCCAGCUCCCAGUCAUUUUACAGCUUACCAAACUCGUCUGCUGCCACAAUACGACCCGCCGACAUGCCGCAAGAAAAGGAGGGCAAGGAGAAGGAAAAGAAGCACCACUUCUUGUCGCGGCAGAAGCACAAGCUCAAGGAUGACCACCACCUCCCGCUCUCGUCCGCCAUGAGCAACUCGCGGCCGGCCGACCCAAGCGCCCCGAGCAGUCUUUACAACUUUAGUUUGCCGCAGAGCCCAGGACCGAACACUACGGGCUUCAAAUCAGCCCUCGACCUUCGGCAUGGAGGGCGUGCCUUUCGGGAGAGAAGGAAGGAGGAGAAAUCGUUUGACGACACCGCGAGUGCCGUCACAAGCGAGUGGCCUGGCUCAAGUAGCGUCACUUCCGGCUCCGCUACUCAGGCUUCCACUCUCUACCUCAACGAGCCGUUUGACAGCCACAAGUACGGCUUGAACAACAUGACCUAUGAUGAUGCCUGGCCUUUUUUGAAAGCGAAGCUGCUCGUCGUCUUUGAGGCUGAGGAUCUCCGGUUGCCGGUUGAGGACCUGAACCGUGUGGUCACGAUGCACAUUCAGUAUUGCCUAGCCCGACGCAGCCCCAAUAUCAUCGUGGACGACAUGAGAGAGCUUUUGGCGACGGGGUUCUCUAGCCUCGAUCACACCCUUCGCAAGACUCCCGAGGAUAGGCUAAUUCCGGCGCUCGUCGAGCUGUGGAUCUUCACUUUUACCAGUAUCCUUCCCUACAUGCAGGCCGUGUUCCUACCGUUGGAUUUGGAAUUUUCAGGUCACGGGCCCCUAAUGUCCGCCGAGCAAGCCCGCGAUUUCUGGGGUGGCAUCCCGGCGGCGACCUCGACAAGUGAUGGGACAUCAUCUGUCACCCAGAAGCCCGGCCGCAGCCACAGCGUUACCGUUUCUCCAGCAUCGUCCGUUCUCGAAGUCCGCCGCUUCGUCCUUCUCGCGUUCCGCGACAUCGUCAUCCUCCCACGCUACGACACGCUCAAGGCUAUGUUCUCUCGCCUCUCUCUCGAAUUUCUCCCCCAAUCCCUCGCUUCUAUGGCGCUCGGCUCCCCGCCUCUCCCCAUUCCCUCUCCGGGCUACCACAACCAAAGCAUAAACCAACAGCUCUCCAACUCACCCUCCGACAACUACGCCUCGACAAGCCUCCCCAGCGCCCUUGGGCAAUACCGCCCCGGCACCGCCACCUCCCUCGACCCCUCCGUGGCAAGCUACAACAGCGCGGGCAGCACCCUCCUCGGCGACAGCUCCGGCAGCGGCAACCGCAGCCGCGCCAUCAGCAACGUCUCCUUCGGCAGCGACAGCGCCGCCCACCCGCUGCGGCCCUUCACACCCAGCAGCAUGCACGCCAUCAGCGCCGCCGCCAACUCCACCCUCAACCUCGCCCUGCACACAACCAUGUCCAACAACACCACCACCAGCCAGGGCGGCGGCGGCGGCGGCGGGACCGGUGGCAGCCUCCGCGACCAAAACGUCGAAGACUCCAAGCAAGUCACCGAGAUGGUCGGCCGCAUGCUGCAGUGCAUGAGCGUGCUCGCCUCGGUCGGCGUGACGCCCGUCGCGGCCGUACCGGGCGGUGUCAGCGGCAGCAUCAGCAGCAUCGGCGGCAGCGUCAGCGGCAGCGUCGGCAGCGGCGUCGGCGGCGGCGGUGGCGGUCCAGCCGCUCGCGACGGGGAAGAAGAGGGCAACAAGAUGGUCGAGGAGCUCAACAAGCUGCUCAAGCUCAACUGGCUGGGCCGCGGCCGCACGGGCCGCAACCGGCGCGGCAUGGUCGGCGGGCGCGCCACCAAGCGCGGCGGCGUCGUCCUGGGCAUGCCCCCGCCCCAUCUGCCGCUGCCGCCUCCGCUGGUGGAGUCGUCGGGGUCUGGGUCUGGGUUGGGGUUGGGGUCCGGGCUGUCGAUGGCGGGGAGUCUUGGGGCUGCUGGUGCUGGUGGGGGUGGGGGUGGGGGUGGGAUUGGGAGUGUCCUGGAGGAGGGGGUUGCGGUUUGA
Molecule: messenger RNA, 3418 nt
Organism: Chaetomium fimeti
Lineage: Eukaryota; Fungi; Ascomycota; Sordariomycetes; Sordariales; Chaetomiaceae
Product: HbrB-like-domain-containing protein
Exons: 1
Coding region: 296-3418 (1040 amino acids)
Biological process (GO): TORC2 signaling
Cellular component (GO): TORC2 complex
Source: RefSeq, a predicted model, not a curated record